This is a messenger RNA of Amoebophrya sp. A25, 406 nucleotides long. The record is from the annotation of a GenBank genome assembly. Lineage: Eukaryota; Dinophyceae; Syndiniales; Amoebophryaceae.
CGAAGGUUCUGCGUUGUAUUGAGGGUCCUUUUGCUUUCCUGCACUGGUGUCCUGUGCGUCAAAGGCUUUUCUGCAUGCGCGAUAGCAUUGGUCGGCGUAGCCUUUGUGUACUUGCUGAACGAGGAAGCGCACCAAGCCUUUUUUCCACUAUCACUGUGACCAGUGUAGUGCCAGACGAAGUCGAAGAUCGAAGUAUGGAGAAAAUGGCAUCAGCAGAGUCCUCAAACUCAAGGGGUGCUGCUAGAACAACCAUGAAUGAGAACGAUCACCUACAGAAAAAGCAGUACUAUGCAGAACUACCUUGCGGUGUGCCCGUGGUAUUCCGGAGAAUACCCGGAUCUGGAGGACUCUUUUUGUGCGAAGAUGAGGGACUGAGCAAAGCAUUGGCGCAGCAAGAUGAAGCCGG